Molecule: messenger RNA, 747 nt
Organism: Solenopsis invicta (red fire ant)
Lineage: Eukaryota; Metazoa; Arthropoda; Insecta; Hymenoptera; Formicidae
Exons: 2
Coding region: 1-747 (248 amino acids)
Source: RefSeq, a predicted model, not a curated record
AUGUCUGGGGCGCUAUACGGCGUCCCGGUCUGGUGCGAGGCUAUGAGGGCCAGCCGCAAAAUAUUGCGACAUCUGCAUUCCGUGCAGAGAUUGCUGGCCUUCCACAUUGUGCGCGCAUAUUGCACAUCUCCUAGCGACGCAAUAAUGGUCCUGGCGGGAAUUCCGCCUGCGGAGUAUUUGGCGGAGGCCCGAGCGUGGCUGUACGCUCGGGUCAAGGCCUCCUGCCUUCGGGGCAACACCAUCGCCCCGAGGACCAUGUCGCUGUGGAGAGAGAGAGCCCGACAGCGGGCAACUGAGGAAUGGCGAAAUCGUCUUGCCAUGGACCCGCCGACGGUGGGCACCCGGGUACUGAAGGUCGUCCUCCCCUACCUGGAGGAAUGGGUAGAUCGCUCUUGGGGCAGUCUUCCCUUCAGAAUGACACAGGUAUUUCCCGGAUCUCCCCAUGGGUGUUUCGGUGAAUACCUGUGUCGAAUAGGAAAAAAGCCGACAACGCGCUGCCACCACUGCGAGGCUAAAUUGGACUCCGCGCAGCACACGCUGAAGCAUUGCCCAACGUGGGAAGAGCUGAGCGAAGCCCUAAAAGGUGAGAUUGGGGACGAUCUCUCCCUGAGGGCUGUUGUUGCCAAGAAAGAACGAGAGGAACACCUCGGGAGAGGUCCUAGCGGAGUCGAUGUGGCGGUAUCCACCCGUGAGGCCGUGAGAGGUCGCAAAGAACUAGCAGCGCUCGCGGACGCAAAAGAUGAAUAG